CUCAGCCUUCUGUUCUGGCAUUGGAACUAGCUCCCCUGCCCUGCCCUUUCCACCUCCCCUACCUCGCUCCUCUCCCAUCGUCUCGAAGAGUCAGCAUCCUGGGAACCCUGAGGAAGCUGCUUAAACUUAAUCCCCCUCCCGAGUACAUUACAUACUCUGUACAUACUCUACCCAGUUACCUGCUUGCUACCUGCUCCGACAUCCAUCCAUCGAAAGCUGCAACCGCCCUUCCAAGAUCCUUCCACAUACAUACCCUUUCCAGUCCUCGACAUAUACUUGCUCCCUCCUGCGACAACGACAGUUCCCAAAUUCUAGCAAUUGAUCGCCCAACUCCCCGUCUCAACGCACAGCGGAUACCACUGUACCGGGAAAGCCAAUCAUCACCAAGUACCAUCUUGCUACAUUACACUCGUUUAUCCUGGCCAACGACUGUAGCCUUUUCCCAAUCCGUAUCUUGCUAUUCUCUUUCGACCUUCUGCAGAAGAUCCAGCUCGAUUCAGCGCCCGCUUUUGCAACCUUAGCAUUCGACUCCUUCGCACACGCUAUACAUAGGACGCUCCGUGUGUAUGCACCCUGCCCCGCUGUGUGAGGUAAGGUUGGACGCGGGUUUGAACAGCCAGUCUCCUGUUAGAUAUUAGUUCUUCUUUCCGCCGUUGCUUUACUGGCUCCCUCUCAAAAAAACAAUCGCCGUCUUGCCAAUCAACUCUUCUGCGCCAGCUACAGUAUCCUUCACGCUCCCCCAUUCUCCCGCUCUUUCGAACGACGCCCCCUCACAAGGUCAACUCCAGCUCUGCUCCCCGCAUUGUCUGACCUGCCCUGUCAGCAAGCACCACUGCAUAUCCUAACUGAGGACGGGUACACAAGGAGCACCCGCAGCCACCAACUCGACAUCCAGUGCUCUUUUGGCCAACCUGAAAGUUCCAAGUUGCCUUCAGACGAGAAGAUCCUCUUAAAGCAUACUCAGGACCAUCAGCCUUACGAAUCUGUUGGUCGCCUCGCUAGUCCUUGUCUCGAUUUUACGUUCGUCCGUAUCAUUUCUUCUGAUCUUCAAAGCUUGCUGCAGAUCCCUCGGGCCUUUCCGAAAAGAGCCUCUAACAAGCUCUUCGCUUCAAUCAGCGUCUCAAACUUGGAAUCUCUGGGCACCUCCUUUCUGCUGGUUCAGGUCCUUUUUUUAGCUUAGCUUCGACUUCUUCGAGGCCGUACACGCCAUCUGAUCGCCUUACAAAUCCAAGCAUAGAGCCAACCGAGUCUAUCUUCAAACGAUUUACAGGAGAUCCAAGACCCCUCCAAAGUCCUCUUUCUGACACUGCUUUUGAUUGUCAUGCAAUAUCAAUAAGCUAUCUGAUAGACAUACUCCAUACCUCAUGCAAACCAUUAAUCCACGCCUCGGCCGGUCAUUAUCUGGUUACUCUAGCCCAUAUCGAUCUUAUAAUCCGGCCGGGAUCCAACACGCGCAUAUCAAGGGAACCCUUCCAUCACCAUCCCCAACUCCGCCAUCUAUAACAGCAAGACCAGUGUUGACCACUGCCAACCCUAUGAACGCCGUACAAUCCACCCACCAGUUCGCGGAUGCAGCGACCGCUAGAAUACAAGGUCUGCGAAGGUUCGUUGAAAUAUACAAAAUUUUCUUUCCCCGGCUCUGCUAAGACUCUGCAUUAGUGAACAUUGCCAGCUGGUCAUCAGGCAAAAGCCAGAAAUUGCGAAAGUGGCCGUUGGCAAGGAAAAGGGUAAUAAGCUUUUCUUUCACCAAUCAAAAAGAGACGUUGAACUAAGAAUAAUAGACCGCAAGCCUGUCGACCCUCCUCCAAUUAUACAACUGAAGAUUUCUUCCCAAUCAGAUCCUGCUCAAAAUUACCUUCAAAGUAUGACACUUCCAUUGCUUAGUCCCAAAAAAAGAAUCUUACUGACCACUUCCACUUAAAGGCCCAUACUUUUUUAUGUCAUGUAGUCUCGUUGGCGCGCCGGAAAAAGGAGUGCCAUCCGGACCUUUAGGAACUGCCUUAGCAGGAACUCUAGUGUCUUCACUUCACCGAUUAAAAGACCAAAGCAACAAUGAUGGUGCAUUCUUUGUUUUUGGGGAUCUUUCAAUAAAAAUUGAGGGUACUUUCCGGCUUCAAUUCAAUUUAUACGAGAUGCGCGAUAAGGAGUGCUUUCAUAUACAAUCAACUCAAUCGGAGCCUUUCAUUGUUCAUCCACAGAAAACGUUCCCUGGAAUGGCUGAAUCUACAUUUCUUACAAGAUCUUUUAGUGACCAGGGAGUUCGACUCAGGCUGAGAAAAGAGCCGCGGACGUUGGUCAAGAAACGAGGGCAAGGCUCUGAUGAAUACGAAUCACGGUAUCGCGCGUCGCAGCAAACCAACCGCCAACCAAGCUAUACAAUGGAACGAACAGGACCGGAGAUUCAGGAUCCGGCACGGCAAACCCAACCCGAACAUGCAGAGCAGAUGCAACUUCCGAUACAUCAAGGGCAUCCGUAUGAACAGCAUCGUGUACCGCUAGGCCGCGGCUAUUCUCACCACUCUCAGCCAUCCUCAAUAUCUAUGGGCUCUUACAGCGACGAAGCACCGAACAAGCGCCCUCGGACCGGCUCAGAGCACAGUUCCAAUUACAGCCAGCAAUUCAGUCCCCAGGAGCCGUUCGCUCCAUCGAGGAUAUAUGAGCAGCCAAACUAUGGGAACACUUUCCCUCAACAACAGCAGGUGGGCGGAUACGCGUACACAUUUCAAUCUCCAGUAUCUUCAAGUAUGUCCUCUCGUGAUCUAUACUUCUCACAGCGGCUCAACACUCAGGCAGGCAACUCCCCCUCCUUCGAGACCAAUAGUCAGAGAUCACCGAACUCUGCAAACUUCCCUCCACAGCAACCGCAAGCAAUUCGCUACCAACAACCACCGCUACUAUCGAUAUCGCCUACCCAAAGAGGGAACCAGAACUCUUCAUUCGAUCAGUAUGCAAUUAGCCCGAGAGCUCAAGUAGCUGCUGGUUUGCAACCAAUUAGUAUGGCCCCGCCUACAUAUUCAAGGAUGAACACGAGCCCUACAGCGUACGGUCCUAUAUCCCCAUUAACUUCGGUUGGAAGAAGAGAUUAUGGCUCAGGAUCAUAUUCAAACCCGAUGAUGCCGGGAUCGACGCUCGAUUCAAAUCUGAUGACAAGUACAAGUCAUAUAGCUGCCACGAGUGCGCCUGUACAAGGGCAACUGCACAUACAGACAACCAGGGGCCUGGAAUCACCCCAUUAUUAA
This is a messenger RNA of Hymenoscyphus albidus, 3239 nucleotides long. The record is from the annotation of a GenBank genome assembly. NCBI's taxonomy places the organism in Eukaryota, Fungi, Ascomycota, Leotiomycetes, Helotiales, Helotiaceae.